Nannospalax galili (Upper Galilee mountains blind mole rat) is the source of this 1596-nucleotide messenger RNA. Its product is annotated as PRAME family member 12-like. Bases 1 to 1596 code for a protein of 531 amino acids. The record is from RefSeq and is a predicted model, not a curated record. NCBI's taxonomy places the organism in Eukaryota, Metazoa, Chordata, Mammalia, Rodentia, Spalacidae. Gene Ontology annotation, biological process: positive regulation of cell population proliferation; negative regulation of DNA-templated transcription; negative regulation of cell differentiation. Gene Ontology annotation, cellular component: cytoplasm. The transcript is spliced from 4 exons.
AUGAGUGCCGAGGCCCCAUCCACACUCUGGGAUCUGGCAGUGCAGAGCCUGCUAAGGAGUGAGGCCUUGGACAUAUCUGAUCUGGAGUACUUGCCCGAGAAGUUCUUUCCUCUACUGCUCAAGGAGGCCUUCACCGGCAGUCACAGUAAGAGCGUGAGGGUGAUGGUGGCAGCCUGGCCCUUCUCCUGCCUCUGCUUGGGAGACCUGAUAAAAACCCCUCUGAACAUGGAGACCUUCCUGGCUGUGCUGGAUGGACUGGAUUUGCUGAUUACUCAGAAGGGUCGACCUAGAAGGUGGAAACUGGAAGUGCUGGAUUUGCGCAAUGUGUGGCCUGGAGCAGGGCGUGAGGACUGCUACUCCCCACGGUUCCUGAAUAAGACACAAACCGUGGAGAGUCACGCAGAAUGUGGAGGGAAGCAGACUUUGAAGGUGGUGUUUGACUACCGCCUCCAGUGGCAGAGGCAUAUGACUGAACAGCAAGAAUGCUUCAUCCAGUGGGCCCAGUACAGAAAGUCUUUCCUGCAUCUGUGCUGUCAGAAGCUACAGAUUGCUUGGGCAAGUGACUACAAUUUCCCAAAGCUCCUGAGAUUAUUUGAGCCAGAAUGCAUACAGGAAGUGGAAGUGAAUACCUGCUUGGAACUGAAAACCCUGGCCACCUUUGCCCCUGUCCUGGGCCAGAUGAGAAAUCUUCACAAACUCUUUCUCAAAGGAACUUGCAAGUCAUGGAGGGACGAGUUUGAAGACGAGUAUAGGGAUCUGGAAGAGACAUGGAUCAACGCGUUCAUUUCUCAGUUCCCCAAACUUCAGACUCUCCAGCAUCUCUGUAUGCAUAAUGUAUAUUUUCUUGAAGGCCACCUGGACCAGGUGCUCAGGUACUUGAAAAAGCCUUUGGAGACCCUCUCACUUACUUGGUGCAAGCUUUCAGAGUCAGACUGGCAUUAUCUGUCUGAGUGUCCUCAUAUCUCUCAGCUCAAACACCUGAAACUGAGUGGUGUCCUACUUUUUUAUGGGCAUAGUCGGCCCCUCAAAGACCUACUAGAAAGACUGACAACCACUCUACAGACCCUAGAAUUGGAAAACUGUCUUUUGAGGCCGCCUGACCUCAGUGGCCUCCUGCCUGUUCUGAGCCUUUGCUCCCAGCUCACCAUGGUCAAUUUCUAUGAAACUAAUCUCUCUGUGCAUGACCUGAAGAACCUGUUACUACACACCACCAGUCUGAGCCAGUUGACACUGGAGCUGUAUUCUCUGCCUCGCGAGUGUUAUGAAGAGGGUGAUGUCCUCAUAGAGAGAUCGAGCAGGGUCUGUACUGAGCUCAUGGACACACUGAGGGCUGUCAGGCGGCCCAAGACAGUACGCUUUGCAUCCUAUAUCUGCUAUAGAUGUAAAUCUGAAAGCUUCCUGUAUGACCUGGGGAUCAGUCUCUCUUCCACCAGAUUUCUGACCUUGAGGCUCUUUCCAGAUGAAGACCCAGGACCCACCAACACUUCCUGGAGCUUGCAAGGGCAGAGCCUGCUGAAGGAUGAGGUGUUGGACAUCUCAGCUCUGCAGAACCUGCCCAUUGAGCUCUUCCCAUUCCUAUUCAAGCGGGCACAUUAA